This is a messenger RNA of Puccinia graminis f. sp. tritici CRL 75-36-700-3, 2881 nucleotides long. RefSeq lists its product as uncharacterized. Bases 1 to 2769 code for a protein of 922 amino acids. The transcript has 3 exons. Lineage: Eukaryota; Fungi; Basidiomycota; Pucciniomycetes; Pucciniales; Pucciniaceae. The record is from RefSeq and is a predicted model, not a curated record.
AUGACGAAAGGGCUAAGACAUCCGCUCAUCUAUUCAAAUCGAGCUGGGCUCGACUCCUUAACAGAGAAAUCGAAUUUCACCGACUCGUCACCAUCUGGGAUAUCGAAGCGGACAGCUCUCCAUGUGGAUGUCGAAAAUGCCGAAGAAUUUCUAAUGAAGGCUGAACGUCAAGUUGUCGAAAAGUACGUCGAUAAACUGGAGAGACUCAAAUCCGCUUUGACGACAAAUACAGCACACGGAACGAUUGAAGUAGAUGAUCUACGAUUCCAAUUGGGCUGGACUAGAGUUCUCAACAGAAAAUAUGCGUUUCAAGCACUCGUUGACUUUUGGUUUGUUGACGACAAAGCAAACCUUCAAGAAGAAAUUUCCGAGCUUGCCCUCCUGUUGCCACAUCCAGAGUUUACUCGACAUGCCAAAACUACUCAUGAUACGAGAGUCACGGCAAUCAACUCCUCCUCAUCUCGCGAAGCCCGACUAGUUUUGGCUGAAUCUAUGACAUUCCAAACUGUGCAAAGAGAAAUUGUUUUGCAAGGAUACGAGCAUACUUAUAAAAAUUCGGACGAUAUAGUGAUCCCAACGCUCAAUACUCUUGGCAAAUAUGCAUCCAAGUGGUCAUCCCCCGAAUACUUGGCUCCUUGUACUGAAUUAAUCGGACCAUCAAUGAACGGGAAAACACGACUAUUAAUGGAGUUGUCAAAUCAUGUAUGCGUUGCAUAUAUCUGUGUCCGCCCCAAUGGCUCAAGUGGACACCCGCCGCGAUCCCAAUAUGCCUCUGAAAUACUUCUUGAUACCAACUCCUCAGCUCUACGUCUACAAACUCAAUAUGAAGAUCUGCUUCUUGCCAUUUUCAACGUUGUGGCUGAUUUCUUCCAUGCUCACCAACGGCUGAGCAUGCAAGAAAAGAUGACAAAAUGGAUCUCUCAUAGCUUCCCCAGAAAGAAUCAAGUUGGCGACCCACCCUUUUGGACUGACGUGAAGAAUAAAAUGAAAGAAAUUUCAAAUUCGCCGGAUUCAGAUCCUGACAGGAGUAAGCAAUUUGCACAGGCAUCGGCCAGGCUACAGCAAAAUACCGAUUUCAUCAAGGCAGAAAAUCUCAGGGUGUUACUAGCAAUUGACGAAGCCCGGGAAUUACUCAAGAGCGCCACAUCGUCUGAUUUUUCGUUUUUCCGCAUUUUCCGCCAUGCUCUAAAGAAGAUACCCUAUAAGAGCAACAUUUUUGUUGUCUUUGCUGACACCACCUCUCGCGUUUCAAAUUUCAACCCUCCGGCGCACAAGGAUCCCAUUCACAGGAUCGGCAUGGAAAAUGGAAAAGUAGAAAAGCUUUAUCCACCUAUAUAUGAAAUCCCCACCUUUGAUUUACACGUCGCAGAACCGCCAACAACUUGGUGCCAAUUGCAAUCGGCUUUUCGGCUUUUCUGUUAUGGGUCUCCUUUUUGGAGCUUGUAUGCUGCUGACGCUCAGCGAGAAGGAGUAGCCCACCGUCAAAUUGUGCUCGACUUAAUUCCAUUUGCCCUUCAAAAGCUCCUCUGCACAAGCACAGCGUCAAUCCCAGCCUCUUCCCUGACUGAUCCACAAGCCAUCGCCUUGCUUGGGUCCACUAUACAGCCGCAACUCUAUGGAGCAUCACAACUGAAUUCCAAGCUAGUUUCAAGCCAUGCAGCGCAAUGCAUGUAUAUUGAUCCCUUGCGACAGAUGCUCAUAAGUGAAUAUCCAUCUCAAUUUACGUUUUCUUCGGCGGCCAACGAAUACCUAGCAUAUGAUGAUGAGAGGUUAAUCCGAUGCAUCAAAGUCCUUGCCUCUACACGCCGCCAAGGUCACCUUGGCUCAGGAGAUGCUGGCGAACUUGUCAGCCGUAUCAUUCUACUACGGGCCAUGCAAGUAACCAUGCAAAAAACGCAACCAACUCCAGCUCCAGAUGCCAAUCCGGAAAUGAUUACUAUGCCAUUUGGGCAUUCUGUUGGGUUGCAAGACUUUCUGAAAACAUUAACCGAUUCCCAAGAGGUAGAAAAAUUGAAUCUUGGCACAAUAAGUGAACAAUGUAAAAAGAAGCUCUUAAACGAAGGACACAUAUUUUGGAAUCACUUCAUUUCUGUUGAUCACACACCAACCUCAGCGGACUUAUUGCAAAAACUGUACAGAGGGUUGGCGAUCAAUUGCAAGCCCAAUCAGCCCGGAUUUGAUCAAAUGUUUACAAUCUACCUACAAUCCCAGCCAACAGCAACUCUAGACAAGCAGGGAAUCACGUUUUGCGGUAUUCAGGUCAAGAACCGGAAGCAAAAUGACAAGUUGGAAGAUGACUCUUACAAGUGGACCCCCACCUUUGCAGGAAUCAAACUCAAAGAAGAACACCUGUAUCUUGUGCUGUACCUCAGUCUAAGAGAUGCAAGGCCAAAACCAACAAGCUCCAUCAAAUCACAACCAACUGCAUCACAACCAAGCAGAACGCAACCACCCAGAAAAAAAUCAACCGGAAAACAACCAGCUAGAACCAAUCAAACCACUUCACAACCGCCUCCAUCACAGCCAAACCUCCAGCCAAAAAUUAUCCCGAUACCCCAAGGAACGCUUUCAAAAGAAGAAUCAGAAAGACGGGCAUCUUUGGCAUUCUAUGGGCUGGAUUCCUUCCCUUUUCUAACGCAAGGUCUUGUUGAUGCCUUAGAAGAAUUGUUGGAUGCUUAUCCAAACAUCCAAUUUCUUCAUCAAGAGUCUUCUGGACAGGCUAAAAAAUUUCUCAAGCAGGUCUCUCCAGAGGUUUCUUCUCUAGAGUAGAACCUCUCACCCCCCACCUUAUCAAACAUAGAACACAAAAGUUGGGUAUAUAGCUGUAUUUGAUAAUGACAGUUUUCUUUGUUCCUGGUGCCCAUUGUUGAUACUUGAGCCU